UGUUAGAAAGACAAGUAAGGGAGUCUCUGAACAGACAGCACAGGGAGAGGCCGGAGUCCCGGCAGGGAGGAGAGGGUUAAAUCCUUCCCUCAGGAGUACAAAAGAAAAGAGUGUGCGGAAAGAUUAGGAUUUUUGCUUUUACAAUGGGAGCUGCAGAAGCGUAGGGAAGAAGCUGAAGAAAAAAAGGGGGCGUCUCCCCUUUAAAGACUUGCAGAGAUUGAGAAAGAGAGAGUCAGGAUCAGAGAAUCAGAAAGAGCCCGUCUGUCUCUGGGAAAGGAGAGCAUCUCUGCUCACUGUGACUUGCACUUGGAGGAGAGGCAUCGCUGGCUUCAGACCCAGGGGUAGAUCGGACCAGGUCACUCCGGUGGAGCCCCUCCCUCUCCCACCUCGCCACCCGGGAAUGUCUCGGCGAAAGCAGCGGAAACCGCAACAACUAAUCUCGGACUGCGAAGGUCCCAGCGCGUCUGAGAACGGUGAUGCUGGCGAGGGGGACCGCCCCCAAGUCUGUGCCAAAUGCUGCGCACAGUUCACUGACCCAGCCGAAUUCCUCGCCCACCAGAACGCAUGCUCUACUGACCCUCCUGUAAUGGUGAUAAUUGGGGGCCAGGAGAACCCCAGCAACUCUUCUGUGGCCUCUGAACCCCGGCCUGAGGGCCACAGUAGUCCUCAGGUCAUGGAUAUAGAGCACAGCAACCCCCCAGAUUCCGGGUCCUCCGGGCCCAUGGAUCCUACCUGGGGCCAAGAGCGGAGAGGAGAGGAAUCUACCGGGCAUUUCCUGGUCGCUGCCACAGGUACAGCGGCUGGGGGAGGCGGGGGCCUGAUCUUGGCCAGUCCCAAGCUGGGAGCAACCCCUUUACCUCCAGAAUCUACCCCUGCACCCCCUCCUCCACCGCCUCCACCUCCACCCCCAGGAGUAGGCAGCGGCCACCUGAACAUCCCUCUGAUCUUGGAAGAGCUGCGGGUGCUGCAGCAGCGCCAGAUCCACCAGAUGCAAAUGACCGAGCAAAUCUGCCGGCAGGUGCUGCUGCUGGGCUCCCUAGGCCAGACCGUGGGUGCCCCCGCCAGUCCCUCCGAGCUGCCUGGGACAGGGACUGCCUCUUCCACCAAGCCCUUACUGCCCCUCUUCAGCCCUAUCAAGCCUGUCCAAUCUGGCAAGACACUGGCACCUUCCUCUUCCUCCUCCUCCUCCUCUUCCUCCUCCUCAGGGGCAGAAGCGCCAAAGCAGGCUUUCUUCCACCUUUACCACCCAUUGGGGUCGCAGCAUCCCUUCUCUGCUGGAGGGGUUGGACGAAGCCACAAACCUGCCCCCACCCCCUCCUCAUCCCUGACUGGCAGCACAGAUCAGCUGCUUGCCUCACCUCAUCUGGCAUUCCCAGGCAGCACAGGACUAUUGGCAGCACAGUGCCUCGGGACAGCCCGAGGCCUUGAGGCUGCUGCCUCCCCUGGGCUCCUGAAGCCAAAGAAUGGAAGUGGUGAGCUGGGUUAUGGGGAAGUGAUGGGUCCCUUGGAGAAGCCUGGUGGGAGGCACAAAUGCCGCUUCUGUGCCAAAGUAUUUGGCAGCGACAGCGCCUUGCAGAUCCACCUUCGUUCCCAUACCGGUGAGAGGCCCUACAAGUGCAAUGUCUGUGGGAACCGCUUUACCACCCGAGGCAACCUCAAAGUGCACUUCCACCGGCAUCGAGAGAAGUACCCACACGUGCAGAUGAACCCACAUCCGGUGCCGGAGCACCUAGACUACGUCAUCACCAGCAGUGGCCUGCCCUAUGGAAUGUCUGUGCCACCAGAGAAGGCCGAGGAGGAGGUGGCCACUCCAGGUGGAGGUGUUGAGCGCAAGCCUCUGGUGGCCUCCACCACAGCUCUCAGUGCCACAGAGAGCCUGACACUGCUCUCCACCGGUGCAGGCACAGUCACAGCUCCUGGGCUCCCUGCUUUCAAUAAGUUCGUGCUCAUGAAAGCAGUAGAACCCAAGAAUAAGGCUGAUGAAAACACUCCCCCAGGGGGUGAGGGGUCAGCCAUCAGUGGGGUGGCAGAAAGUGGCACAGCAACUCGCAUGCAGCUAAGCAAGCUGGUUACUUCGCUACCGAGCUGGGCACUGCUUACUAACCACUUCAAGUCCACUGGCAGCUUCCCCUUCCCCUACGUGCUAGAGCCCUUAGGGGCCUCACCCUCUGAGACAUCAAAGCUGCAGCAGCUGGUAGAGAAGAUUGACCGGCAAGGAGCUGUGGCGGUGGCUUCUACUGCCGCUGGAGCACCCACCACCUCUUCCCCUGCACCUUCAUCCUCGGCCUCUUCGGGACCCAACCAGUGUGUCAUCUGCCUCCGGGUGCUGAGCUGCCCUCGGGCCCUGCGCCUGCAUUACGGCCAACAUGGAGGUGAGCGACCCUUCAAAUGCAAAGUGUGUGGCAGAGCCUUCUCCACUCGGGGCAAUCUGCGAGCACAUUUUGUGGGCCACAAAGCCAGCCCAGCUGCCCGGGCCCAGAACUCCUGCCCUAUCUGCCAGAAGAAGUUCACUAAUGCUGUCACUCUGCAGCAGCAUGUUCGGAUGCAUCUAGGGGGCCAGAUCCCCAAUGGCGGUGCCACUGUUCCUGAGGGUGGAGGUGCUGCCCAGGAGAAUGGCUCUGAGCAGGGUAUAGCCUCGGGGGCAGGGAGCUACCCCCAGCAGCAGUCACAGCAGCCAUCACUGGAGGAGUUGUCAGAGGAAGAUGACGAGGAUGAGGAAGAAGAGGAGGAUGUGACUGAUGAAGAUUCCCUGGCAGGAAGAGGCUCAGAGAGUGGAGGCGAGAAGGCAAUAUCAGUACGAGGUGAUUCGGAGGAGGCAUCUGGGGCAGAGGAGGAGGUGGGAACAGUGACAGCAACAGCCGCAGGGAAGGAGAUGGACGGUAGUGAGAAAGCAGCUCAGCAGCCUUGUCUGCCACCACCUCCACCACCAGCUGACAGUCUGGAUCAACCCCAGCCGAUGGAGCAGGAGACCAGUGACGUUUCGGGAGGCAUGGGAGAGGGAAGCAAACCAGAGAGGAGCUCAAGCCCGGUGACAGCACUCACCCCAGAAGGGGAAAGCAUCAGCACCCCUUUGGUGGAGGAGCUGAGCUUGCAGGAAGCCAUGAGAAAGGAGCCAGGAGAGAGCAGUGGCAGAAAGGCCUGUGAAGCGUGUGGCCAGGCCUUUCCUAGCCAGGCAGCUUUGGAGGAGCAUCAGAAGACCCACCCCAAGGAGGGGCCACUCUUCACUUGUGUUUUUUGCAGGCAGGGCUUCCUCGAGAGGGCUACUCUCAAGAAGCAUAUGCUGUUGGCUCACCACCAGGUACAGCCCUUUGCUCCCCAUGGCCCUCAGAAUAUUGCUGCUCUUUCACUGGUCCCUGGCUGUUCGCCAUCCAUCACUUCCCCAGGGCUCUCCCCUUUCCCUCGAAAAGAUGAUCCCACAAUCCCAUGAGCCAGUUUUUCUGUACCUGCCACCCUUUGACCCAGGGAGCAGAAGCCGAGAGCUCCGUGGAAGGCCCUCUAAGAUUUAUGAGCCCUUAUUUGUCUUUCUCUGAGUUCUUACAUGAUAUCUCCAGUGGCUUUUCCCUAAUCCCUUAGCUUGGAAAUUGUGCUUACAUGGGAAUAGCCCCCUGAGGAUUUCUCCUUCAUUCUUUCUACCUGAAGAAAGAUCCUCUGCAGCUUUUACAUUUUCAACGGGAGCUCUCUCCUUUCUCCUUUUUCCUUCUCUUUGGCCGGUGCACCUAAGCACCCAUCACUGAACCCGCACACAGCCCAGCCCAUAGGGGCUGGCAGAUGUAUCCAAAGACCCAGUGCCACUCGCCGGUGACCAGUUCACACUGCAGGACUGCUCGUCCCAGGACCUUCCUUCCCAGCUG
Fukomys damarensis (Damara mole-rat) is the source of this 3851-nucleotide messenger RNA. It is a transcript of the gene Sall2, whose product is annotated as spalt like transcription factor 2. Gene Ontology annotation, cellular component: nucleus. Bases 401 to 3427 code for a protein of 1008 amino acids. The transcript is spliced from 2 exons. Gene Ontology annotation, molecular function: DNA-binding transcription factor activity, RNA polymerase II-specific; RNA polymerase II cis-regulatory region sequence-specific DNA binding. NCBI's taxonomy places the organism in Eukaryota, Metazoa, Chordata, Mammalia, Rodentia, Bathyergidae. The record is from RefSeq and is a predicted model, not a curated record. Gene Ontology annotation, biological process: regulation of transcription by RNA polymerase II.